UGUAAAAUGAUUUUUUUCUAGUAUAGUGCUAGUUAAGUACAGAUAUCCAGGACCUGUUCCGGCGUGCGUGGCGAUUAAAUUCGAUGAAAAGUUUUCAUUUUAAAAUGAUUGGUCCAGUUAUCACUCUAUCCCCGAAGUAGGGUCUUUAGAUUGUUACUCCACCCACAUUACGCAAACCCAUCAUUACACCAACAACAAACGUGGCCUAACAUCUCAAUAAUAUUAAACUCAAUUGAACUUUCGAAGCUCUCAGGAUUAUACCCUUUUUCCUUAGCGUACACCAUAACGUAGAUAACAACAACAAUCGAUAUCCUCAAUCCCUUCCCGUUUAUUGACAAUUACCGUAAGACUACAUAACUAAAUUUUAAGAGUCGGUGGCUUGCUUUAAUUUCUAUCGUUUAAAUGAGUUUUAUCGAUUUCUUAAUUUGAAUAUUUUUCAAAUCUAUGUCGUUUUCUAAAAGUUUUUCGUAAAUUUGACACAUUUGAUUGAAUUGUUCUCAUUGUUCAUUGUAUAAUUGUUAAAUUCUAAAUAUUUAAAAAUCAUACUUUUGAAUUGGCUACUAAAUAAAACUAGCACAAUGAGUGAAGGAGAAAUAAAGAAAGAUUUGUCAGAUCCUAUUGGGUUCCUUAAGGAUUUCAUGGCUGGUGGCAUAUCCGCAGCUAUAGCAAAAACUGCAAUGGCGCCGAUAGAACGCGUUAAAUUGCUUUUGCAAGUACAAGCCAUAUCAAAGCAGAUCUCUGCCGACAAGCAAUAUAAAGGAAUGAUUGAUUGUUUUGUAAGAAUACCCCGUGAGCAAGGCUUUUUAUCAUUUUGGCGAGGAAAUCUAGCCAACGUCAUAAGAUAUUUUCCUACCCAGGCAUUGAAUUUUGCCUUUAAAGAUAAAUAUAAACAGAUAUUCCUCAGUGGCAUAAACAAAAAAGAACAAAAGGGACGUUACUUCUUAGGCAACAUACUAUCCGGUGGUGCAGCUGGUGCUACGUCUCUCUUAUUUGUAUACCCUUUGGAUUUUGCACGUACUCGCUUGGCUGCUGACGUUGGAAAGACCGGACAACGCGAAUUCAAUGGACUCUUUGAUUGUAUAAAGAAGAUAUUCAAAACUGAUGGAUUUAUGGGAUUGUACAGAGGUUUUGUUGUUUCUGUACAAGGCAUUAUAAUGUAUCGUGGGGCUUAUUUCGGUUGUUAUGAUACGGCUCGUGAGCUAAUGCCAGAUCCGAAAAAUUCACCUAUAUGGGUAAAUUUUUUAAUUGCGGAAGCUGUAACCACCUUUGCAGGCAUAGUUUCUUACCCAUUUGAUACUGUGCGCCGUCGUAUGAUGAUGCAAUCAGGCGUAAAGGCUGGCGAACGAGUUUACAAAAACACUGCCCAUUGUUGGUUAGUGAUUGCUCGCACAGAAGGGCCUUUUGCUUUCUUUAAAGGAGCGUUUUCAAAUGUUCUACGUGGAACUGGUGGGGCACUUGUAUUGGUGAUGUAUGAUGAGAUUAAGAAGCUAAUGAAUUAACAUUUUAAACUUUUAUAAAUUAACUAAGAGAUUAGACCUUACUACUUGAAUAAUAGUUUCUCAUUUUUAGGAAUUAAAUCUGACUGCUACUUCUUGAACAUGAUUUAAUUAUUAUUUAAGUU
Bactrocera latifrons is the source of this 1621-nucleotide messenger RNA. RefSeq names its product ADP,ATP carrier protein-like. Gene Ontology annotation, molecular function: ATP:ADP antiporter activity. The coding region runs from base 579 to 1499 and encodes 306 amino acids. The record is from RefSeq and is a predicted model, not a curated record. NCBI's taxonomy places the organism in Eukaryota, Metazoa, Arthropoda, Insecta, Diptera, Tephritidae. Gene Ontology annotation, cellular component: mitochondrial inner membrane. Gene Ontology annotation, biological process: mitochondrial ADP transmembrane transport; mitochondrial ATP transmembrane transport. The transcript is spliced from 3 exons.